CAACAGGACAGUCGGCAUACAGAGGGAGCACCACACACACACACACACACACACACAUACAUACUCACACAGUCAUGGAGCUGCUAUGCAUGGAGGCUGCCCCGAGAAUCCAGCGAGCCUUCCCCGACCCUACCCUCCUCUCCGACCACAGAGUCCUGCAGAAUCUCCUGCUCACGGAAGACAGAUACAUUCCUAGGAUCUCUUAUUUCAAGUGCGUGCAAAAAGAAAUCGAGCCUUACAUGAGAAAAAUGGUAUCAUUUUGGAUGCUGGAGGUGUGUGAAGAGCAAAAAUGCGAAGAAGAGGUCUUUCUGUUGGCUGUGAAUUAUCUGGAUAGAUUUUUAUCUUCGGUCCCCACUCGAAAAUGUCAUCUCCAGCUGCUUGGGGCAGUCUGUAUGUUCUUAGCAUCAAAACUGAAAGAAACGAUUCCGUUGACAGCCGAUAAACUUUGCAUUUAUACAGACAAUUCAGUCUCGCCCGAGGAUCUGCUGGACUGGGAGAUAGUUGUCCUUGGAAAGCUGAAGUGGGACCUGUCUGUGACAACUCCGAACGAUUUCAUUGAACACAUCCUAGGGAAGUUGUCCUUUCUGAGAGACAGCCUGGAACUUAUCAAGAAACACAGUCAAACUUUCAUCGCCAUGUGUGCCACAGAUUUCAACUUUGCCAUGUACCCACCCUCGAUGAUCGCGACCGGGAGCAUCGCUGCGGCCAUCCGUGGUCUGGGCAUCACCUGCAGCGAUCACACUGAGGACUCUCUGACCGAACUCCUCGCCAAGAUCACCUGCACCGAGCUGGACUGCCUGAAGGCUUGCCAGGAACAGAUCGAAGCUGCUCUGACAGAGAGUUUAAAACAGUCCCAGCAGCAGCAGAACCAAGCCAUGUCAAAGACUGUGCACGAACCAGACCUCACGAGCACGCCCACAGACGUGCGGGACGUCAACCUGUGAUCCAUCGACCGACCGACUGCCGCGUGCGUGCGUGCGUGCGUGGGGCAGCGGCCUGGCUCAGCUUGUUACUUCUCCUUCAUUGCCAGCCGAGAAUUCCCUUCAUAUUUCUUUUGGGGUCCACGAGGGGUGGAAACGUUGGCCGCGCGUGACUCCAAACGGAAACAGAAGUCGACAACCGAUUGUGGAGACUGCCAUGUCGCAGGCCGUAUUCAUCCGUGGACUGUGAACCCUCGUGAGUGCGCGCGCGCGCGCGCGAGAGAGAUUUAUGCAGGAGGAAGCUAGCACGUUGCCACUCUGCUGCCCACACGCGUGUAGUUGGCAUGUUGGGAUAAUCCGUCUUCACGAUUCACAUUCCCCCCGCCCCACCCCCCCCCAAACUAUGUAGCUGCUCGCCAGCUCUCCUCUUCCUUGUCCAAUACUGAUUUGAUAAUGUCUGGCACCUCAGCUGCACAGAAAGUCAAAGAGCUGCACAAAGAUUGUCUCCUCAAACCAAUUGCCUUGUAAUUUAAAAAGAAAAACUAUUUUAAGGAUAUAAGCCUUGCACAAAAAAACCCACAAAUAGGAACAAAGAAAUCCUGUCCCAUUGACUUGAUGUCCCCUGACUGGUUUAAAUCAGUGUUCGUAGUUUGCUUAAUGGAGCCACUCUGAUGAAUGGGACAUUUUAAUACAAUUUUUUUUAAAUGACAAAGUGCUGGAGUAACUCAGCAGGUCAGGCAGCGUCUCUGGUGAACGUGGAUAGAGGUGGCGUUUCAAAGUCGGGAACACCUCCAGUUUAAAUUCCAUUUGGAAUAUUUUUGGAGGGCCACUUUCUCCAGAGAUGCUGCCUGGCAGGGGGUUGAGUUACUCCAGCACUUUGUGUCUUUUUUUUUCUUUCUGUGGCAGUAAAUCAGCAUCUGCAGUUCCUUGUUUCUCCACGUUCUCAGUUAAGAUGUCCCAAGUAACAGACUGCGACUAUUUUGCACGCUGAUAUACAAGAAUAUAUCUAUGUAAUAUACAGAUUAGUUUGUCAGUUUGUUUUGCACAGUCAUCUACAAGGUUCUGAUUGUACAUAAUAUUUAAGGGCGUGAAAACAAAAUGGCAACUGUAGCAAACAGGUUACUGACAAUAAGAUUGAGGCUUGAUGUUUAUGGAUUGCCACAUCCCCUGUUAAAUGAUCAUACAUAUAAUACUGCUUUCUCAAAUGUUAGAAUAUGUACUAUUCUACAUUUCAUCGACCGUCGUCCCCUUUGAUCUGUUAUUUUCACACCUUACCCGUCCGUCUCUCUGUGUCUCCCUCUCCCCUGACUCUCAGUCUGAAGAAGGGUCUCGACCCGAAACGUCAACCAUUCCUUCUCUCCAGUGAUGCUGCCUGUCCCGCUGAGUUACUCCAGCGUUUCUGUGUCGACCUUCGGUUUACACCAGCAUCUGCAGUUCCUUCCUACACGUUCGAAUAAAAUGUCGCCUGCUUUAAGCUGACACAGUAUAUACGUCACGACCUCCUCAAAUUCUCACCUGUAAGCAAGGAUGUUGCAUUGGCUGAUGUUGGGAAAAUUCAGCGUGGAUUUUAUAAAGUUCGCCUUUAAUCUGUUGGAGUGACUCAGAGUUGUAGGAACUUCCCAGUGCUGGAGUAACUCAGCGGGUCAGGCAGCAUCUGUGGAGAACAUGGAUAGGUGACGUUUCA
Messenger RNA from Amblyraja radiata (thorny skate), 2604 nucleotides. Its product is annotated as G1/S-specific cyclin-D2-like. The transcript is spliced from 5 exons. The record is from RefSeq and is a predicted model, not a curated record. Bases 75 to 944 code for a protein of 289 amino acids. Lineage: Eukaryota; Metazoa; Chordata; Chondrichthyes; Rajiformes; Rajidae.